UCUUUUUCCCCUUCUCAUUUCGGUUUAUGCCUGUAUGACGUCUUCAGCACGUCCCUUUAUGCCAAUGUCUGAUGCAACAGGAUGGCGGUCAAUAAAGAACUCAACUACUCAACCAGGAACAGAUUCAUGUAGAACAGGCAACCCCAUUGACGAUUGCUGGAGAUGUGACCCUGAUUGGGAAACCAACCGAAAAGUGCUAGCUGAUUGUGCCAUUGGAUUCGGGCGCAAUGCUGUUGGAGGCCGAGAUGGCGACUUUUAUGUUGUUACAACUGAAGCAGAUGAUCCCAAAAAUCCUAGCCCUGGCAUGCUCCGCCAUGCUGUCAUCCAAGAUGAGCCUCUAUGGAUUAUAUUUGACCGUGAUAUGGACAUUAACCUCGACGAAGAACUCCUGAUGAACUCUUAUAAGACCGUAGAUGGUCGAGGACAUAAUGUGCAGAUAUCUAAUGGUCCAUGCAUCACUAUACAAAAUGUCACGAAUAUCAUUAUCCAUGGCAUUUAUAUACAUGAUUGUGUGCAAGCUGGAAAUGCUGUGAUUGCAGAUGGACCGAAUCAUUAUGAGUUGAGGGGUAUUUCAGAUGGGGAUGGAAUAUCAAUAUUUGCUGCUAGAGAUAUUUGGAUCGACCAUUGUACGCUGUCUAGCUGCCAUGAUGGACUUAUUGAUGCAGUGUUUGAAUCAACCGCGAUAACCAUUUCUAACAACUACAUGUUUAAGCAUAACGAAGUCAUGCUCUUGGGUCACAAUGACAAUUUCACCGCUGACGAGAACAUGCAAGUUACCAUUGCCUUCAAUUACUUUGGAGAAGGUCUUAUUCAGAGAAUGCCCAGGUGUAGGCAUGGUUAUUUUCACAUUGUCAACAAUUUAUACACUGGUUGGGAGAUGUAUGCAAUAGGAGGAAGUGCCAAUCCAACAAUCAACAGCCAAGGCAAUGUCUUCAUUGCCUCAAAUGAUGAUGAAACAAAGGAGGUUACAAAACGGGAGAGCCCAUUGGGAUAUGAGGACUGGAAAAAUUGGAAUUGGAGAUCAGAGGAAGAUCUCAUGCUCAACGGGGCUAGAUUUACUGCUUCAGGGCAAGAAGCUCCGGAUAGCUACACCAAAGCAUCUAGCAUGGUUGCAAGGCCAGCUUCAAUUCUCACAAAUAUUGUACCGUUUUCAGGAGUUCUAAACUGCAAGAUUGGCCAACAAUGCUAAAAUCUGCACAGCCUGUACAACUUCUUAUUGGGAUCAAUUUUCUCAAUUUUCUAACCAUGCCAAAAAAUAAAAGUAAAAAUGAAAAUUGUUGGUACUACCACCAAUAAAUA
This is a messenger RNA of Coffea eugenioides, 1299 nucleotides long. RefSeq names its product probable pectate lyase 22. The coding region runs from base 35 to 1189 and encodes 384 amino acids. The transcript is spliced from 4 exons. Gene Ontology annotation, molecular function: pectate lyase activity. NCBI's taxonomy places the organism in Eukaryota, Viridiplantae, Streptophyta, Magnoliopsida, Gentianales, Rubiaceae. The record is from RefSeq and is a predicted model, not a curated record.